AUGCACCAUGACCCCGAGUCAAAUUCCUCUCCAAGUACAAAUCCUUUUCCUUCUAAUCUGUGGGUGGAUGUUUGCAUACUGCUGACUCUGCUGUCUGUGCUCCAGGUGGUGAACGCGCUGCUGCUCCUGCUGGCGGUGCGUUUUCACUUCCUGCCCAAUCCCUGGACCGUGUUCGCCAUCAUCCUCUACGAGGGUCUGCUGGGCGGAGCGGCCUACGUCAACACCUUCUACUUCAUCAGCAAGGAGUCUGAAGACACACACAGGGAGUUUGCCAUGGCUGCUGCCAGUGUAGGAGACAGUCUGGGCAUCGCUCUGGCUGGACUCGCUGCUUUCCCCGUGCACAGAUACUUCUGUUCCCUAUGAAGCAGCCCACACACAACUCCACCAUGAAUCAGCAGGAAGUGGGUGGGUGCCUGCUAUUUCAGGGAUUGAAAACAGGAGACUAAAUUCCUACAUAAAAGUGGUGGUGGUGGAAACACUUUUGACCUACUUCUACUACUGAUCAACUACUGCUGCUUUUUGGGAAGCACACCUCUGAUUUGGAGCCUGUUUCCCAGUAUUUCUUUACAGAAGGCAUGGUAAAAGCUAACUCAAAUGAAUAAUGCAAAAACGGUAUUAGAAGUCUGUUGCCGGCAGAAAAUGAUUGCAGACUUGUAGUGCAGUAACCUCUGUGACAAAAACACUUUUUCUUUAGCUGCUUUGCAAGUUAAAGAGGCCCUUUAUGCUUUUGGGGAUAUCUUUUCUUGGGUUCAAUAGUAAAAAACGUUUAAUAUGAAGAAGCAAAUGCAUGUCAGGAAAUAUCCAGUUGAUGUCUACAGCAGUCGCAGUUAGGCUGAAUGAAGAAAUGGACAUAGUAGAUCAUCUUAUUUUCAAACAUACAACUUAUCUUACUAAGGUUAACAUUAUACAACCAUGUUAAGCUUUUAAUCCAAAAAAAGUAGUACAACACAAUUCUGUACUGAAGGCUAAAAUGUGAUUAGACAUUUUCAAUAUUUUAAUUGAUAUGAUGUUGUGGGAACUUUAAUCUGUUUUUACGUUAUUGCAUUUUGCUGAAGUGUCCUUGAUACUGACACAGUUGACACAGCUAUUGAGUACUGACUGUUUGUGGUUUAACACGUCAAAGUGAUGUUAACAAAGGAAGUUAAAAGGUUUUUUAGUGCCUUCUUUAUUAGAAGCAGGUCAACUGACGGACCUGUGUUGUUGCUUCUCUGUCUAUGGUACUUUUACAACGGGUCGCAUGCCUUUUACUACACCUUUCUACCAAAGAUAAAGGUCUUUUGUGUGCUUUAAUAUUGAAUAUAGUGUAACAAUAUGAAAAACUGGACUAUGCCCAGAGCUUUAAAAUACUAAUAUUAUUAAAUGUACAUACAUCUUUAUUAAAUUGUAUUGUUUACUUUAA
This is a messenger RNA of Notothenia coriiceps (black rockcod), 1399 nucleotides long. RefSeq names its product battenin-like. Lineage: Eukaryota; Metazoa; Chordata; Actinopteri; Perciformes; Nototheniidae. The record is from RefSeq and is a predicted model, not a curated record. The transcript has 3 exons. Bases 1 to 363 code for a protein of 120 amino acids. Gene Ontology annotation, biological process: regulation of intracellular pH; lysosome organization. Gene Ontology annotation, cellular component: lysosome; membrane.